Aaosphaeria arxii CBS 175.79 is the source of this 823-nucleotide messenger RNA. RefSeq lists its product as uncharacterized. The record is from RefSeq and is a predicted model, not a curated record. Gene Ontology annotation, cellular component: delta DNA polymerase complex. Gene Ontology annotation, molecular function: DNA-directed DNA polymerase activity. Gene Ontology annotation, biological process: DNA synthesis involved in DNA repair; DNA-templated DNA replication. The transcript has 2 exons. Lineage: Eukaryota; Fungi; Ascomycota; Dothideomycetes; Pleosporales. Bases 24 to 647 code for a protein of 207 amino acids.
AAACAAGCAACGUCUAUCUCACAAUGCCACCCAAACGACGAACCACAGGCACCGCCACGGCUGCGAAGUCGAACCAAUCCACCCUCGCAUUCCACGGCGCAUCCAAUAAAGUCACCAAAGCCGGCGCUCGAACGCACAAUGCAAAGAGUCUGCUCAACGACACACCGCAGAAGGCGACCGAGCCUGCCGUAGCUGAGAUUGCUACAACCAAAGAGGUCGAGGUCGAACCCACCACUGUGGAGGAACCCACGACUGCGGACGCUGCGAUCAUUGACGAAGCCGAGAAAGCUAUCGCCCCGUCAUCACCGGAGGACGAUGAAGCGAGGCGCAUAACGAAGGCGAAGAUAGAGAAAUAUUGGAAGGCGAAGGAAGCGGAGAGGAAGGCGCCUAGAGUGCACCAGGGCACUCUGAGCACACAUGAGAAGAUUCUCAGGGAAUUCGACAUGUCUUCGCAAUAUGGGCCAUGUACUGGAAUCGCUCGUUUAAAGCGCUGGAAGCGGGCGCAUCGUCUGGGAUUGGCCCCGCCCAUUGAGGUUUUGGCUGUUCUGUUGAAGGAACAAGAGAGCAGUGACAAGCUGUCAUCACAAAGAUCACAGGUUGAUGAGAUCCUCAGCUCGCGAAACAUGGUAGUUGAGGCCGAGGCUUAGUCGUCGCUAGGUGCUUGGAAUGAUAUAUUCGAACAUGGGAAACACAAUCAAUGGAGUUCUGGAGUCGGAAAAGGAUUUUUCAGUCGAUCUGCCGAACUCGGCCAAAGCGUGUGUAUUUGUUCUAACGUCGCAUGAUACGCACAAUAUGAAAUGAAAAUUUUCAAUUCAAGAAUAAA